Molecule: messenger RNA, 675 nt
Organism: Aphis gossypii (cotton aphid)
Lineage: Eukaryota; Metazoa; Arthropoda; Insecta; Hemiptera; Aphididae
Product: myb-like protein D
Exons: 2
Coding region: 1-675 (224 amino acids)
Molecular function (GO): nucleic acid binding; zinc ion binding
Source: RefSeq, a predicted model, not a curated record
AUGCAAUUUCGAAUCAAUAAUCGAGGAACAGAAUUAAGUGAUUAUACUGAAAUUCUUAAUGAACAUGUAUCUCAACUAAAUCAAAAAACAAGAGAAAAGGGAAAAGAAAUUGAUGAACUAAAAAGACAGUUAAUAGAGAGAGAUAGAGAAUACAAGAGAGAGAUAAACCAGCUAAGGGAAAUAUUCAACAAAUCAACAUUACAGGAAGGAAAAAUAAAUCGAGAUAAGAGUCCAUACCCAGAAAGAGUUAACUACAGAAGUAGAGAAUCCAGCAGAAAUAGACAAUAUGGUAGAGACAGAUCACUUUCUAGAGAGAGACACUACUAUAAUAAUAUACAAAAUGAGACUAACACAAAUCAAGAUUAUGAAAGGAAACCAAGUUAUAGAUACGUUCAAAAAAAUUAUGAACACAGAGAUAAUUCACGUGAUAGAGAUCCUAACAUAAAUACAAACAACGGUAGAGGUUACAGAAACAGAUCACAUUCCAGAGAUCGAGACAAUUCUAGAGAGUACAAUUACAGCAACAGACAUCAAUACAGCAGAGAACAUAGUCGAGAAAAAACACCAGAACGAUACAGGGGAGAUCGCUAUAGUAAGGAAGCUGAAAGAAUUAUAUGUUAUAGAUGUGACGAAAAAGGUCACUAUGCAGAUAAGUGCACAAAUACAAAAAACUAA